AUGUCGGAAACAAGUAACUAUUUCUCUAGUUCUGAUGGCCAUUUUUGUGACGUGGAGAACUGCAGAAUUAGGACGUCCCUGAAACUUCAUACAUUUGGUAGGAGGUUUUAUAGUUGUCGCUAUUGGUCACCAGAUGAUGACUGUGCAUGCAAGUUCUUCAAGUGGUUAGACACUAGCAUUUGUUGUAUGCGUGGUGCAGCAGUAGCACCUAUAGUUAUUGCCAAAUUCAAUCGAUUGGAGCAUGCGGUGGAAGUUGCCAAUGAAGAAUCGAAGCAAGCACACGCCUUGAUAGCUGCAGCAUUGGAAAGGGAGCGAGUUGCAAAAUGA
Messenger RNA from Quercus lobata, 327 nucleotides. RefSeq lists its product as uncharacterized. Bases 1 to 327 code for a protein of 108 amino acids. Gene Ontology annotation, molecular function: zinc ion binding. The record is from RefSeq and is a predicted model, not a curated record. Lineage: Eukaryota; Viridiplantae; Streptophyta; Magnoliopsida; Fagales; Fagaceae. The transcript has 2 exons.